GUGAUAUAUCAAGACAAGAGACAUUCUAUUUCUGUGCCAGUCACACAUUUGAAUCUCAGCCAGUAGCCUAUAAUGUUUUCUUGCUUAUCAAGGAGUGUAGCGGAUAAGGUGUUUUCUGAAUUCCAGAAAACAUUGAGCUGUUUUCAGAACUGUCCUAAGCUCUUUGCAACCGAGGCUUCAUUUGAAACUAAGCCUUUCAAACUACACAAGCUUGAGAAGGGGCCAUCCACACAAGUGUCCAUCAACAGAGAAGAUGCCCUCAAGUUCUACAGACAAAUGCAGACUAUUCGGCGGUUGGAGACCUCAGCUGGCAAUUUGUAUAAAGAGAAGAUUAUCAGAGGAUUCUGUCACUUGUAUGCGGGGCAGGAAGCAGUUGCGGUGGGGAUGCGAGCGGCUAUGCGCAAGGAUGACUCGGUCAUCUCUGCGUACCGUGUGCACGGCUGGACUUACCUAAUGGGUGUAUCUGUGUACGGAGUGUUGGCAGAACUGACCGGUCGCAAGUCCGGCUGUGCCCGAGGCAAAGGUGGCUCCAUGCACAUGUACACUCACAACUUCUAUGGUGGCAAUGGGAUUGUAGGAGCCCAGGUACCAUUGGGAGUCGGAGUUGCGUUUGCUGCCAAGUACAAAGGUAUAGAUGGGGUGUGCUUUGCUCUGUAUGGGGAUGGGGCAGCCAAUCAGGGUCAAGUAUUUGAAGUGUACAACAUGGCUAAGCUGUGGGACAUCCCAUGUGUGUUUGUAUGUGAGAAUAACGGCUACGGCAUGGGAACUAGUGCUGAGAGAGCAUCAGCAAACACUAACUACUACACCAGAGGUGACUACAUACCUGGCAUUUGGGUGGAUGGGAUGGAUGUGCUGGCAGUGAGGGCAGCCACACAGUUUGCCGUGGAGCACUGUCGCAGUGGCAAGGGGCCGCUAGUGAUGGAGACUGUAACAUACCGCUACAGUGGCCACUCCAUGUCUGAUCCUGGCACAUCAUACCGCACCAGGGAGGAGAUACAGAAUGUGCGACAGACUCGCGACCCAAUCACAUCAUUCAAGGAGAAGAUCCUAUCCUCACAACUGGUCACCGCUGAUGAAGUUAAGAAAAUAGAGACUGAUAUAAAAAAAGAAGUAGAUGAAGCAACAACCAUAGCAAAGACCGAUGAAGAAAUCCCAAUGGAUGAGAUUGCUUCAGACAUAUGUGUCAACUUUCUGGAGCCUGAAGUGAGAGGAAUUGUACCAUGGUUUCCCAUAAGACACAAAAGGGUUGGGCCAGCUGUCAAUUCCAAAUAAGUCUUUCAGUAUGGCACCAUUUGAAAACUUUUUGUAAGAAUUAUUGUAACUUUUCAACUUUAAAUAAAAUUAUUUUUUUUAAA
This is a messenger RNA of Macrosteles quadrilineatus (aster leafhopper), 1355 nucleotides long. Its product is annotated as probable pyruvate dehydrogenase E1 component subunit alpha, mitochondrial. The coding region runs from base 73 to 1272 and encodes 399 amino acids. Gene Ontology annotation, biological process: pyruvate decarboxylation to acetyl-CoA. Gene Ontology annotation, molecular function: pyruvate dehydrogenase (acetyl-transferring) activity. The transcript is spliced from 7 exons. The record is from RefSeq and is a predicted model, not a curated record. Gene Ontology annotation, cellular component: intracellular membrane-bounded organelle. NCBI's taxonomy places the organism in Eukaryota, Metazoa, Arthropoda, Insecta, Hemiptera, Cicadellidae.